This is a messenger RNA of Stylophora pistillata, 3036 nucleotides long. Its product is annotated as m7GpppX diphosphatase. NCBI's taxonomy places the organism in Eukaryota, Metazoa, Cnidaria, Anthozoa, Scleractinia, Pocilloporidae. Gene Ontology annotation, biological process: deadenylation-dependent decapping of nuclear-transcribed mRNA. Gene Ontology annotation, cellular component: P-body; nucleus. The record is from RefSeq and is a predicted model, not a curated record. Gene Ontology annotation, molecular function: hydrolase activity; RNA 7-methylguanosine cap binding.
UAUCGAAAAAAACCGAAAUACGACAAAUAGUCGUGGAGACGACAAAAAUGGCUGACUAUGAUGAAAUGCGGCCCGCUAAGAGGGUCAAACUCGCGGAUGAAAACAACCUGGAAGACAACAGUAUUCAAAGUUUUCGUGGUUUUCAGUUCAUCAAGGUCCUGAACGAAAAUGCCAGAGAUAAAACUGUCGCUGUUCAUGGGAAGUUUGGAGACUCAGAAUCUGAUGCUGUCGUUCUUUUGGAGAAAACACCUUUUUCAGAGGAUACCUUACCACAAGUGUUGUCUACAGAAACCAGUGUUGAGGUGGAAUUUAACAAUGAUAUCUACAACCAGUGUACAUGUCAGCCACAAUCUCGUUUCAAUACAUUGAAGGGAACAAUAAUCUACCCAGCUUCGGCUAAACAUCUUGAAAAAUUUUCAGCCCAGAAUUUACACUUUGUUCAAGAAACUCCAGAAGUUUACAAAUCGAUUACUCUACCAUUUAUUGAUGAAAAAUCGUUUAGUAUUCAGUGGGUGUACAACAUUCUAGAAAAGAAAGCCGAAGUGGAACGUGUUGUGUUUGAAGACAAUGACCCAGCUACUGGCUUCACUUUGUUGCCAGAUCUGAAGUGGGAUCAGAAACAGAUUGAAAACUUGUACCUUGUGGCUAUUAGCCACAGACGAGGGAUUAAGUCACUCAGAGAUCUAGACAGCUCCCAUCUGCCACUGUUGAAGAAUAUAUUGUCGAAAGGACAGGAAGCGAUACGGAACAAGUAUGGUGUUGCUGGGGAUGAACUUCAGGUUUAUGUUCACUACCAGCCUUCAUAUUAUCAUUUUCAUGUACAUUUUACUCACAUCAAAUACAGUGCUCCUGGCUGCAGUCUUGGAAAAGCUCAUCUUCUCCAUGAUGUGAUCGACAACAUAGAGAACAUUGACUCAAAUUAUUACUCUAAGAGGACAUUGUUAUGUUUGUUCAAAGAAAAUGAUAAACUUUUUCAAAGGAUUCAGCGAGCAAAUUAUGAUAAAAACCCAGCGGGUGGUAAGGUUGAUGAGGACAAAUAACCUUAGAUGUGACCUGUUAGAACUUGUUUCAACUGAUAUGUGAUAACUUGGUCUGGGAAGGCUGGCCUGAAACAGCUGAAGCUAAAGUGAACUGUAGGAUGUUUUGUUAUGGUCUCUCUCUGCAUUUUCCAGAGGAAAAUAUGAUUAAUCCUAGUUGCAGUACUAGUGCUAAGAUAUCAAAGCAUGCUUUAGUGGUCUUUCUGCCAAUACUGCAGUAUAAUCCGUAUGAGAAACAAUUUGUUAUAGUGCACCAAUGAACAGGUUGGACAAACAAAAACCAGUUUGAUCAUGCCAUAUGGUUGAGUUUUCAUGUAGACAUGUACUGCCUUUUUUUACUUAUGAAUUGUUUUAUCAAAGCAGCUUUCAGUUGGAGCAGCCCUACCAACAAUGAUCACAUUAUGCUCACCUUUCACAUCAAAAUUUUCUUAAUCUUUAGAUUGCAAACAGGGGUACCCAUGCUAAAUGGCAAAGUAAUAUAAAAACUCUCAAGCUUGAAGCCAUAAAGAGUUUUAUUUAUCCAUUUAGAGAUUUAUUUAUUCAACUAUUUAUUUGUUCACUAAUAAGAUUGACUGCUUAUCUAAGGCAAAGGCAUGUAACCCUCAGUAGUGUUGUGUAUGAAUUUUCUUGAGCGGUUGGUGUGCGAGUAAUGGACCGCUCCGCUUCAGGAAAAAGGGGAGAGAAAAGUAAGGUUGCUCACAUCUUUUGGGAGAAAUCCUGUCUCGGUCAUCAAGUUCAUUAAUUGGCUUUCUCAUUAACACGCCUGUUGUUGUUUUCUAAACAAGUAGGGCAGUUCUGAGGAAGGAACAUUUCUGCUCAAUUACAUAAGCUCAGGACCGCUCAAGGGAACACGACCCUAGAGGAAAACGCGGUAGAAAAGCCUGAGACUGGGUAGAAGAGAAAUGGGGUGGUGGCUAACAUUACUAUGGUUCCAGCCACUUGUGCCGUUCAAACUGUAAUUUCUGAUUCAGAAGUGGUGGGAGGGGGAGGGGGAGGGGGAAUUCCUCUUUUGACAAACUUAUCCACCUUGCAUAUCAAUUACAAAAGGUCCUCAAGGUCUACUCAGCACAGCAUUUAAGUUCCGGUUCGUGUUAGGUCUAUGGUUUAAGGUAGGUAACACGCAUUUGUAAACCGUGCAAUCAUGAAUUUUCUCGGUAACAAACGAACAUUUAUUUCCAGGGUGAUGGUGAAGUGAAUCCAUCUAUUACACCGUUACGUCUUUGAAAGCUUUUUUUUUUGGCCCUUAAGACUUUGAGCAGUCCCUGCCUUUCGACGAAGUCUAUCGCGCGCAUCAAAAAAGAAAAAAAAAGUGAAAAACAUUGAGGUAAGCGCGCUGCGUCUCACUCCUUGAUUUCCGUGCGGCGCGCUAAGAUCAAUUUCUUUCACUGUUUUUUUUGUUUGUUUGUUUGUUUCCUUUGACUCGCGCGACGGGCUUCGCCAAAAAGGAGGGACUACUCGUAGUCUGGAGACCUCAUAAAUCAGCGGUUCAGGAACCACUGAUGCAUAAUGGAUGCCAUGGUAUCAAAACGAUACCGCCAAAUUAACAACAGGAAGGUACAGAACAAAGUUCAGAGUUAAGACAACUUUAAGACCAUCCAUCUCAUAAUUCUGCGUCGUGUAAUGCAUGGCGACCAUAAAAUUUAUAUACAAAAUGGUUACAAUUAUGAUUUUUAUCGAUUACCGACGCGAGCGACCAUUCAGUGUCCUUAAAUAAAAACUUGUAAAAGUACAAACGUAUGAGUAAUUAUGGCAACGCGCCACCAUGUUCAACAGCCUGUUUUAACAACAGGAAUACCAGCUUCCUUUGCCAAACGCGUUUUUUCAACACAACUCUAACAUAACGAAAUAUGAAACGAAUUAGCAAAGUUGCUUCCUAUUUUGGGAUGUUGCUGAUUAGGUUAAGUUGUAAAGCAAACAUUGCUAGACUACAAGUUGUCUCUCCUAUCCGGCGAAAUCCGCCGCGCGGGUUAAAAAAAAUCAGUGAAAAAAAAAAAAAAAA